Messenger RNA from Schistosoma turkestanicum, 1116 nucleotides. Lineage: Eukaryota; Metazoa; Platyhelminthes; Trematoda; Strigeidida; Schistosomatidae. The record is from the annotation of a GenBank genome assembly.
AUGGAAUUAUCGCCAACAGAACUAGACGAUACACUUGAUGAAGUAUGUAAAGCAACAGUAGCAAACAAAUUUGGUGGUUCAGUACCUUUUGUUGCGAAUCCGGCCAUAUCAUACGAACCUGUCCAUCUUCGACCAGUAAGACAACAAUGUUCACGUGUAUAUACAGCAUUUGAUAGUAAUCAAAGAAGACCUCAAGUUCCUUUUGAACCAUCUUUAUAUUUCUAUCCAUCUACAGAACGAAUUCUGUACUCUCAUUCUGUUCAAAGAGCUCCUGUCCACCUUGGUAGUAAUCACGGAGAAAGUGUUUUGUUUUCACCACGAAUUCCUUGUAUUUCAAAGGAUACCUCUGGUUCUUGUCUGAAGACAACAACAUGUGGUGCUUGUGGUGGAAGUGGUCAAGUAGUAGAUAAUUGUAAUGAAACAAAUGCUGCAAGUGGUCGUUUAACUGAGCCUCCACUUAUCCGUCCAAAUAUUGGAUUGAAUCCUUUAUAUCGAAAGGCGUUAUCAUCAGCCAGAAGUAAAGAAUCUCGUUCACGUCCUUUAAGAGCUACACACCCUUGUGAUGAUAACACUUUCUCACAAUCAUCACCAUUAAACUUAUUUGAAAAUGAUGAAAAUGUUUGUAGAAAUGUCAUUUUGAACUCUGUGAAUGCUUCUACUUAUUAUCGUGAUUUGGGACGAAUUGAUCAAUCUGCGAGAUUUGGAUCACCUUCUCGAGUUAAUCAUCAAACUGGUCGUUCAAAACCGAUAAAUUUUUCAAGUUAUGCUCACAAUUCCUCAAUUUAUCCAAAGCAUUCACAUCAUUCAAAUAAGAGUAAUAAUAGUAAUUAUUUUAAGAAAAUAAAUAAGACCAGAAAUACCGAUGUAACGUAUUCAUCUGAAGACAGUAAUUCUUCCAGUACACAAAUCGGUGAUAAACAUCAUUCGAGUACUGAAGGAAGACGUUAUGAUUAUUCGAGGCAGCAGUCGAAGGGCUUUCGAAAAUCAUCAUCAUCCACAUUGUUCCCAGCUUCAUCAGCGUUACAAGAAAUCUUAGAAGCAGCUUCAUCAACCAGUCGAUUAGCACAGAAACUUCGUUGUAGCUUAGAAGAUUUAUGUAAAACUGAAUUGAAAUAA